Molecule: messenger RNA, 3213 nt
Organism: Aspergillus melleus
Lineage: Eukaryota; Fungi; Ascomycota; Eurotiomycetes; Eurotiales; Aspergillaceae
Gene: kin1
Product: putative serine/threonine protein kinase Kin1
Exons: 3
Coding region: 1-3213 (1070 amino acids)
Biological process (GO): microtubule cytoskeleton organization; protein phosphorylation; intracellular signal transduction
Cellular component (GO): cytoplasm
Molecular function (GO): ATP binding; tau-protein kinase activity; protein serine/threonine kinase activity
Source: RefSeq, a predicted model, not a curated record
AUGUCCACCGCUGCUCCGUCCAGUGCGUCGCCGUCGGUCGUCCGCAGCCAGUCCACUUCUUCCCGACCUCCCUCCUAUCGUCCUGUGCAAUCCGAUACUCCUCACCGAACUCGAAGCGUCGCAGUCCGGCCUGCGACUGCAAAUCAGUCGCCCUCGCAACAACCUCACCCUCCGUCGCAAAAUUACUAUUCCCACUCCCACUCUAAAUCGCAUUCUCAUGAUCGUCGCCCUCCUUCGAACCAAGCGCUGUUUGACAACAUAGCCCGUCGGGAUUACGAGGCUUCUAGAGCUGCCCAACCGCCUCCCGCCCGUCGGAGUAGCUCCAAGGAACGUUCCCAGGAACGCUCAACCCCCGCCUACCGUCCCGAUUCCUCUUCCAACAAACAUCAUCGCAACCUGUCCGUUCAAGGCAGUCAGCGAAACAGCAUUGAUAUGGCUGCCGCAGCCCCCGUUGCCGCGGACGCAGCUGCGGUCCCGCCACAGCCUGUUCCGGCGUCGCGACUGCACCCGAUGAAUCCGGUGCCGUCGAAACGUCGCACAACCAUCACGACGCCGUCCGGCCAGUGGACGCUGGGUAAGACCUUGGGUGCAGGUAGUAUGGGCAAGGUCAAAGUAGGGAAGAACAUGGAAACCGGAGAACAGGUGGCUGUCAAGAUCGUCCCCAGGCAAUCGACGGAAGAACAUCGCAGCUCUCGUGAGGCGGAAAGAGCAGAUCGUUCAAAAGAAAUCCGGACGGCCCGCGAGGCCGCUAUCGUCAGUCUCGUCAAUCACCCGUAUAUCUGUGGCAUGCGAGACGUGGUCCGAACCAACUAUCACUGGUACAUGCUGUUCGAACUCGUCAACGGCGGUCAGAUGCUCGAUUAUAUCAUCUCCCAUGGGAAAUUAAAGGAGAAGCAGGCUCGGAAGUUUGCCCGGCAGAUCGCAAGCGCGUUGGACUACUGUCAUCGUAACAGCAUCGUGCACCGCGAUUUGAAGAUCGAGAAUAUCCUCAUCAGCAAAACUGGCGACAUUAAGAUCAUUGACUUCGGCCUCAGCAAUCUGUUCUCUCCGCGAAGCCUCCUGAAGACCUUCUGCGGAAGUCUGUAUUUCGCCGCCCCCGAAUUGCUCCAGGCACGCCAGUACACGGGCCCAGAGGUGGAUGUUUGGAGUUUUGGAAUCGUUCUCUACGUCCUAGUCUGCGGGAAGGUGCCCUUUGAUGAUCAGAGUAUGCCCAAGCUGCAUGCCAAGAUCAAACAAGGCGUGUUUGAGUACCCUCCCGGACUUACGGCUGAAUGCCGUCACAUCAUUUCGCGCAUGUUGGUCACUGACCCCAAGCAGCGCGCAAGCUUGGCGGAAAUCAUGAAUCACCCUUGGAUGAAUAAAGGAUUCAACGGCGUUCCGGAUAAUAACCUCCCCCACCGCGAGCCGUUGCAAUUGCCAUUGGACCCGGAAGUUAUCGACAAGAUGACGGGAUUUGAUUUUGGACCCGCGGACUACAUUACCGCGCAGCUCACGAAGAUCGUCGAGUCGGAGGACUACCAGCAUGCCGUGAAGGUGAAUAUUCGCGACCAUCCGCCUCCAAGUCACGGCGAGAAAAAACGCGGCAUGUUCGACUUCUACAAGCGGCGCAAUUCGGCCAGCAGGGAUACCUUGUCCGCGCCGUCUGCCGAAGCGGUCCAAUUAGGAUCUGACCCUUUGAACGCGUACAGCCCGUUACUGUCAAUCUACUACCUAGUGAAAGAGAAGCUGGACAGAGAAAGAGCCGAGACCAAUCCCGGUGCCCUUGGCGUGCCGCAGGCGGCCGGAGACGCUAUGCUUCAGAUGCCCGAUCUACCCGCUCCAGAAGCGGCCCACACCAACCAAUAUCAAGUACCGGGAGAAAAGGAUGUCGGAAGGCGGACUCGUCCUCGCGCAAGAACCCAUGGAGACGAUGAUAUGGCCGAUGGGAUCAAGAAUCUUCAUUUGGCUCCCCCUGGACAAGCGUCGCCCGCUCCCCCGACGUCGCAACCCGGGACUCCGGUCAAGAAGGAGAGCACAGCUGCGGGCAUCUUGAGGCGCUUCAGCACCCGCAAGGUGAAGGAGCGCGGUCGCGAACCCGAACGCGGAAGAAUGGCCAGUCCCCAUGCGCCGUCAUUGAGCGUACAGCCGCCUGCCGAUUCGGCUUCGCCCUUGUCCAGAGGGUUCAGCAUGAGGAAAACCCGACGUGCGGAUCCUUCUCCUACGGCCAUCCCGCCGGCCAGUGGCAGCCAGCCGCAGCAAGAUCUCCUCGCUCCCGGAUCGGCAGAGCCGGCCUCACGAUCUAAUAAAUUCCUCGAGAGAUCAACAAGCGUCAACUCAGCCGACUACCGUCGCCGCAUGGCACGAAGGAAUGACUCUGAUACGAUCGGACAACCACCUCCGAGUAGCGGGUCGGAUCACAAUGCGAACGUACCCAAGGACCAGACUCCUUCAAAGGAAUCAAGAUCAGCUAGCCGUACGCACGCCUCCCGAACCAUGUCACUGGGCCAUGCCCGCCGGGAAAGUAUCCAAGCACGACGCGCGCGUCGAGAUGCUGCCCGGGAAGCCAAUGUCCCCGAGGAAACCGAUGCGGACCUCUCUGGGGCAGGAACGGCACUGGAGAGCGCGAACGAGGGCGAAGAUUUGUCCAAGCCGGUGUACCUUAAGGGUCUAUUUAGCGUGUCCACGACCAGCAGCAAGCCUCUACCCGUCAUCCGCGCGGACAUUAUCCGCGUGCUCAAGCAACUCUCUGUGGACUACGUCGAGAUCAAGGGAGGGUUCAGCUGCCGCCACGCGCCAAGUAUUGAUUUGGAAAAGGUGACGGACGUGGCGCCGCCCAGCCCUGACCGACAAGGUCCUGUUUCGAACCAUCGACGACGAAUUAGUUUCGGGGGUCUUUUGAACCACGAUGAGGUUAAGGAAGAGAAUCGCCACACACCCAGAACACCGCGUCGGACCCGGGCUCCGCCGGACCGUAGCUUCGUUUCCAACUCGGAUGCGUCUGAAGAUUACGUUGGUCCUCGGGACAACAACGUCGCUGUAGGAGAACGUGUGGUGGGAGAAACCACGACUCGUGUCCAGAGCGAUACCGGAGAGAACUUGAUUCUCCGAUUUGAAAUCCUCAUCGUCAAGGUUCCCUUGUUUUCACUCCACGGUAUCCAGUUCAAGAAGGUUGCAGGAGGUAUGUGGCAAUACCGCGAGAUGGCCAAGAAAAUCCUGGACGCCUUGAGACUGUAA